UAUCCUCCUGACCGGGCGGCUUUUUGGAUACCCUCCUGGGUAGUGGUGGUGGCGGCGGCGGUGGAAAACUUUACAUGUAGACUAGGGUAGAAGUUAAGACACAGGCAGUACCUAUCACCUCGCGACAAUCCUGAUAAAUGUAUCUAACUCCAGCAAUUUGCACUAAAAUCUAUAGAAAGCUGGUUUUCUUUCUUUAGUCUCCACUCGCCCUGUCUGACUAUGGAUUCCAGAUAUAUGGUGGACAAAUCGUCGGUUGGGACAAGGGUCGGUGGUGGGGAUUUUAACUGCCGGGCAGGCCGCUCCGUGCUCCGCGACACCCGGGUCCCCACGGUAGAGACAAACAGUCCCGUGCUGGCGUACCAAAACGGGCCCAUUCUUUACAAAUUUGUAAUGGACGGCGGCUCAGUGGCGGAGGUUAAAAGGGAGAUAACCUCUCCUAAAGGGAACGGACUUUCUCCAGGUGGUCGAAUAUUGCACGACGUGGAAAAAACUGGCCUGGGGGACCAAAAAGACACUGGUCUCACUGGGAUCUUGAAGAGGGCCAGUCCAACUCACUGCCCAGGCAUGAACGGGCAGCUGCCAGGCGGCUUCAUGCACUUAGACAUCAGGAACCCAGGGAAACAGGCAGAGCUGGCCAACAACUUCAGGGCAGCACAAGGGCGGAACGUACCAUCGGCAGAGAGUCAGCCCCUCCCCUCCUGCCACAUCCCUGUCCCCAGAAACAGGUACGGAGAAGCUGACACCUACAGGAAUGAACUACUGUUGUAUCUUUACAUUCUUUUGUAUUUUAUUCAUAGUGAUGCAUCUGAAAUGAAGGGCACAUCACUCAUUUGAUGUGAUUAAAACUUUGGCUUGGCAUCUAAACAUGAGCUUUGGACAGAUGUGUAAGCAACCCUAGGAUCCUGGCACAUUGUUAGCUAUUAGACUUAUUUUUUGCGCGUAUGGCUCUUGUUCUAUUCAGCCCAGUCCAGGAGCUAGUUUGAGUGAAUGUGUGGUGAUUAAAAAAUAAUCAACAUAGGCAUUUUUAUAUUUUACUGCAAAGUUGUAUUCCUUAACAAAGUCUUGAAUAGAAGUGGAAUUCACCCUCUGGCUACAACUGUACAGUGGUUUGGGCAUGAAUGGUGUGGGGGCGUACUGGUCAUCUGACCACAUGUUUGGUGUUCCAUCCAGAAUAGUUUCGAAAUAUGACCUGAGAGAGCCAGAGCAAGAGAUGAGGAUUGCUCAAUCACUUGAUAGAAUGAAAAGAAAUAGAAAGAAUGGGAUAGUUACACUAUGUUGGUGUUGUUUAUUGAUAAAUCAGUGAACUGCAUUGCUAUAUAUAACUACUGUAGCUACAGUUUUUACUAAUCAGGCCUCUCAGUGUCUUGCUUGACUGUUUCUAAGCUCAGUGCUAUCCAUUGGCCCUCUUUUGGCAGGCCAGGCUAAUGGAAGUAUCAGUGUGAUUUGCUCGCGGUGUGUCACAGGCGUGAAGAUGAGCUUUGAGUGGGUUUUGUUUGAUGUGCAGUGCCGUGAUUUUUGCAAACCAUUGUUCCACAUCAUUUUCAAACUCAGACACAUGCGCAUUUGUGCUCCGGACAUUUUUGUGAUUGUUCUAAGGCAAACUUGCAUGCACAUACAGACUGUUUCACACAGGAGAAGCAGAAAAUGCAUCCAGGGCACUGAUAAGUGUUUAUGCAACAGUAAAGAGGACUGGGAGAGGCUGUAGGCGGCGCCUAAGCACUCUUUCCUUCAUUUUACACAGCUAUUGGUUACGGUCUGUGUCAAGAUGCUGCCUGUCUGUCAGAAUGCGAUUACACAUUAACAAAAGACCCGUUGGCAGUACAGUACUACAGCUCUUCAUUAAAUCUGCAUGGAAACACUUUUUCUGAGCCUCUGUAUGAACAUUUAUAUAUAUAUAUAUAU
This is a messenger RNA of Micropterus salmoides (largemouth bass), 1902 nucleotides long. RefSeq lists its product as uncharacterized. The coding region runs from base 220 to 834 and encodes 204 amino acids. The record is from RefSeq and is a predicted model, not a curated record. The transcript has 2 exons. NCBI's taxonomy places the organism in Eukaryota, Metazoa, Chordata, Actinopteri, Centrarchiformes, Centrarchidae.